This is a messenger RNA of Microdochium trichocladiopsis, 3292 nucleotides long. Its product is annotated as HbrB-like-domain-containing protein. Gene Ontology annotation, biological process: TORC2 signaling. The coding region runs from base 214 to 3096 and encodes 960 amino acids. Gene Ontology annotation, cellular component: TORC2 complex. Lineage: Eukaryota; Fungi; Ascomycota; Sordariomycetes; Xylariales; Microdochiaceae. The transcript has 3 exons. The record is from RefSeq and is a predicted model, not a curated record.
CCAACCACCACGCCCCAGGCUGGCUGCCUCUGCUGCUGCCAUCGACGGCACCCCCAUCUCAACCUGCUCACCCUCCUCAACCGCCGAUACUGCGCCUGCGACCGCCCCACGCCGCCCGCCCACCGCAAUGUCCCCCCCGUGGCCAUAGCCCGCCCACUCUCCGACGUCUCCAGUUUCACCCUCUGCGAUUGACCGACAACCUGCCGCUCGACCAUGGCCCAGCCGCCAUCCCGCGCCCAGCGCGCUCCCGGCAGCUUCUCCCCGAUGCCCGGCAGCUUCUCGUCCUCUGCCGCCGCCGCCGCCGCCGCCUCCUCCGCCUCCUCCCUGUCCUCCUCCUCGGCCGUCGCCACCGGCAACGGCACCGGCCCGCCUGCCUCCCGCCCUGGCAUCCGCCGCAUCGACACAUCGUCCAGCGAGGACAGCUCCAGCAUCUACCAGCCCAAGACGCGCACCCCGCAGACUCCCAUCAACGUCACCAGCCCCGGCGGCUUCCCCUUCGGCCAGCACCACAACUCGAGCUCCUCCAGCCUCCACAACUUCUCCCGCCCCGUCCGCCCCAGCGACAGCCCGGCCGCCGCUCGCAACGCCUCUCCCCUCGCGCCCCCGGGCACUCGUGGCCACAGCCGCAAGCACUCGCACUCCCAGGGCCACUUCGAGCCCUUCCUCCCCUCCACCAGCAUGUCCAACCUCUCCCAGAUCAGCAUGCCUCCGCCAGCGUCCACCACGGCCCUCUCGGCCAGCCAGAUUGCCGCCCAGGCCGCCAUGCAGAUCCAGCAGCCCCAGAAUCUCCAGCACCAACAGGUCCCGAUACUUCAGCACCCCGUCAGUCGUGCCGAGCAGCAGCACCAGGCGCAGCAACAACAGAGCCGCAGCAGGUCACAGACCGUCCCGUUCCCCGGAAACGAAGCAAGCGAGCCCCCACGACGGCAGCCCCCUCCGAAGCUGACACCGCCCGUGCUCAGCCUGACCGAGGCCAGCGUCCCUCGCGACCACGCUUUCGGCGCAGACCAGGUCUAUCGCAACGGGCUCCUGGGCAGCCAGUCCGCCAACGCCACGGCCGCGGCUAGCACUGUCUUUCCCAAAUCUCCUGUGACGUCCCCUAGCUUUCCAGACCAGCCUCCACCACUCCCAGACAAGCCUGCCAAGUUGGAGAAAUCCAAGGUCAAGCUGUUCUCGCGGCCCAAGAAGAUCGAGACCAAGAGCGACACCAGAGAGAAGCCGCUGCCCAGCCCGGGCAAGAUCGGGUCAGCCCUCGCCUCGCUGCAGCGAGGGAACUACAGCACGACCAGUCUCGCAGACCCAUCACCCUCUUUCUACAACCUGGCCAACUCGUCCUCAGCGACGAUACGGGCAGUGGAGAGCACAGACAAGGAGAAGGAGAAGAAGCCGCACUUUCUCUCACGUCAGAAGCACAAGCUCACGUCCAAGGACGACUACCACCUGCCGCUGUCAUCCGCGGCGAGCAAUUCGCGGCCGGUAGAUCCCAAUGCGCCGGCCCCUUUGUACAAUUUCAACCUUCCGCCCAGCCCCGGCCUCAACUCCAAUUUCAGCAAGAGCGUUAGUGGCUUGGAUUUGCGGCAUGGAGGAAGGGCACUUCGAGAGAAGAGAAAAGAAGACAAGCUUGAAACGCGGCAAGACAACGAGUCGUCAUUCAAUGUUGGUGGCAGCAACGACUGGGCGGGUCCCAGUAGCCUAGGCACAAUCACUCCGUCGUUCUUUGACAGCGUGGACGGCACAAAAUACGGGCUCAACAACAUGUCAAUCGAUGACGCGUGGCCAUACCUGAGGGCUAAGCUGCUGUCCAUCUUUGAGGGCGAGGACUUGCGGAUAACCAUCGAGGACCUCAAUCGCGUGGUCACGAUGCACAUUCAGUACUGCAUCGUGCGGCGAUCGGCGUACAUCAUCAUUGACGACCUGCGAGAUCUACUGUCGACGGGCUUCUCGUCACUGGACCACACACUACGCAAGACUCCCGAGGACCGCCUCAUCCCGGCCCUGGUGGAGCUGUGGCUGUUCACCUUCACCAGCAUCCUCCCAUACCUGCAAGCUGUGUUCUUGCCAUUGGACCUCGAGUUCCAAGGAUGCGGUCCGCUACUGAAUGGAGACCAGGCUCGCGACUUCUGGGGUGGCGUUCUGGCGGCGUCUCCAGCUCCAGGCUCACAACCGAGCUACGAGCCGGCCUCGAGCGUGCUUGAUGUGCGCCGGCUUGUGCUUACAGCAUACCGCGACAAGGUCAUCCUUCCACGCUAUGACAAGCUCAAGACGAUAUUCUCAAGAUUGUCCCUCGAGCACCUGCCUUCUUCCUUCGGGUCGCUUGGCCUGCAACAGCCGCCACCUCUCCACGACGGUAUGGGGUCCUUGUCAAGCUCUCCCAGCGACUACUAUGGGGCACGUCCGGGCACGGCCAUGUCAUUAGAUCCGUCGAACGGGAGUUACAACUCGUCGUCCACAACCCUGUUUGGUGAAGGUUCAAACCCGUCGCGGAGCCGAGCAAUCAGCAACGUCUCGUAUGCGAGUGGUGGUUCCGACCCAAUGUCUGUGGGCGGAAGCGGUGGUGCUUCACACAGACCUUUCACACCACAAGCUGGAGCUGGCAUCACACUAGGCAGCCUACGCGAACAAAAUGUCGAGGACAGCAAGCAAAUCACCGAGAUGGUCGGUCGGAUGCUGCAGUGCAUGAGCGUGCUCGCAAGCGUGGGCAACAGUCCGGGCAGCAACACCCUCGCGGAUCCAUCCCUGCUCUCCACCCUGUCGGGCGCGGACGAGGGCAGCAAGAUGAUGUCUGAGCUCGGCCGGCUGCUCAAGCUCAACUGGCUCGGGCGCGGACGCACGGGACGCAACAGGCGGGGCAUGGUGGGCGGACGCGUUAAGCGCUCGUUCCUUGCGCUUAUCGUCGAUUGCUCGGGCUACAGCCUAUCUAGGCGGGCAAAGACGGUGGAAGUGGACUUGGCAGUUCAGGCAGGUCAGGUUGUGACUUCUGUGGUUUUCUUUCCAUGGGUUGCUACUAAUGCGCGACGCGACCGAAAGCAUACCGAUCAAGGACUGAAGCUCCUGCUUCUCGAGUGUGCACUGCACCGCAAUUUCAUUGGCAUAUGAAUGGGUCAAGGUAUUUCUUUUGCCUGUCCCCAAGCACCACCACGAAAGGGGAGUUUGAGUCCUCAUCGUGGGGGGUGGGUAGGUACGUGUGACCCCAUCCCGUGGCAGGCGCGCUGAAAAAUGUGCGUGCUUUGGUUUUCCCCCGGGGAGCACGAGGGGAUGCUGAAUACACGAUACCGGUACCGGAAAGAGAGAG